Acanthosepion pharaonis is the source of this 6030-nucleotide messenger RNA. The record is from the annotation of a GenBank genome assembly. NCBI's taxonomy places the organism in Eukaryota, Metazoa, Mollusca, Cephalopoda, Sepiida, Sepiidae.
AUGGAGAUUGCUGCACAUGAUUUUUCUUUCUGCCAAGCUGCACAUCCCCAGCUUGUUAAAGACUUCCUUAGAAACAAAAUAAAGACAGCAAACUAUAUAAUUGGUGGGAAACUAGAAUUUCAGAGCACUCAACUCUUUUGUGAUCAAGUCCAAAUUUUUGCUCACUCAUAUUUACAGAACCAUGAAGAGAUGUGCCAGAAGGUUUUAUUGGCUAAGAAUGGCAUCUUGAUGAUGGGCCAAAGUGCCUCAACAGACCAAGCAGAUAUCUUGGGCAGUCACACCACCACCAGCACCACGGCAAAUCGAACCAGCAUUGUGACAGACAACUCGCACACUGAGCUUAAAGCCCAGCUACAAUGCGAUGGCAAAGGCAUGAAGACUUGUUUGGAGCUGGUUUUGUCCAUGAAGAAUGGUAAAUCUGCUGGUGUGGAACCAUCAACAGACACAGAUGAACAGAAACAGAAGGCUAAAUCCGAGAGCCGGGGUGAUGAGGGAGAGCCAAACCUCAACCAAGAUGCCACCCCAGCAGAGCAGCAGCAGCAACAAAAACAGCCCUCAGCCCCUCCAACGCCAACUUCAGCAAAUUCUGAGAAGGAAGCAACAGAUAUGAAACUUGGCAAGUCUGAUUCAAUUGACCAGAGUAAACCCAAGUUAUCAGAUGAUGCCAAAAGAUUAGUCUUCAACAAAAAUGCAAAUCUUCAUGAUGCUAUUGGUGCAUUAAUCCGUAACUGUAUCACUGAAACUAAAUUUUCACCUGACCAUGCUCAACCAAAUUCCUCUGAAACAAAACAGACAAAAGAGGUUACUGGUAGUGUGCAGCCUGAUAAAAAAAUUUCAAUGAAUGCUCCUGCCUACAAGAACUAUGAAUCUAACACUGUUGACAACACCUGGAGAGUUCCAGGUGGCUACUACCAAAACCAUCAGCCAAUGCCUGUUGGACAAAAACAAGGCCCUGUUUCUGAAAUCUCAGAAACAAUCACUCCUUCCCCAAAGUCCUGGAAAGGUUCAGGUGAGUUGGCACGCAAUGGUAACCAAUCCUCAAAACCCGUGAUGCCGAAAGACAAGAUGCAACCAUCACCAGAAGCUGUGGCCAAAACAAGUGGCAGUGGGGGCCAGAGUGUUGUCCAGUUGCAGGCAUUUAUUAACAAAUGUUUAGAGAACACGUGGCAACAGCAGAAGGUUGGUAUGAGUGAGAAACUAACCAACAUUGGUAAGGGUCAGUUUAAUUAUAGCAAUGACAUUACACCUGGGGACCAACAUCAGCAACAUGCUCGCAAUGGCCAUCCAGAGGAAGUGUGCAUUCAGUCAGAACGUCCACCUGCUGUCCAACAAAUGUACCACCAAAACAUAAAUCAAGUGGCUUAUUAUUCAGAAAUGGCCAAACAAGACCGCACUUCAAAUGGACUGGACCCAUCCUCAAUAAGGAAGGAGAUAGGUGAUUCUCGGUAUAUACAUUCAUUCCAAGCAACUAAUAACAAGGGCAUGAUGGAAGGCAUUAGAGAUAUACGUCAGCAUCCACAGCAGCAGCAGCCACAACAUCCCCAGCCUCAACCCCACCUUCAUCAACAACAACAGCAGCAGCAGCAACAACAGCAUCAUCAUCAUCAUCAACAGCAACAACAACAGUAUUAUACGGGAAGUGAGAUGGCUGCAGCUGCUCUAAGCCAGACCUAUUCCAAUAUGAUGGCUCAAAUGCACCCAGGCAGCUCCAAGCCUAACCAGCACAGUGCUGGUGAUGGAUUUGAAAGUGCAUUUGAUGCAAAAGAACUCAUCAAUAAAAUCUCUUGUCAGGCAAGGGCCAUCAACAAGUUCUUUAGCAACUCAGGUGAACCUGCCGAACUGCCUUACCAUUCUUCCAAGAUGGGCCAGCACCCUGCAAUGAAAGUCACUGAUCAGCAGCAUGCUGACUAUGCUAACAAGACUCGUAGCAUCCACUCUCCAGCCAGCAGUCCAUCACACAUGAUGAGUCGUAGUCAUGAGAAUCCACUGGGUGGCCUUUCAAAGCGCAUGAUGUAUGAGGACGGACGAACUAUUAGCUACAUGGAUCGACUUAACCACACGACAGCAUCUAAAGAACCCCAGCAGCACAAUAUAUCACCAAGUUACCGUCAACACAAAGAAGAUCCAUCAAACGUAAUGAGUGAUAUGCAUCACUUACAAGCAAAUAUUGCACCUGGGUCAAGGCUACAGGGUGACAUGCAACAGAGAGUAGCUCGCUUGAGCCAGCAACAGCAACAAGAAAUGAUGGUCCGCAGUUCACAAGCAGGUAUCAUAUCCAAAUAUUCUGAAUCUAUGGUUCCACACCAGAUGUAUGGCCCUAAGGAUCAUUCUGCUGAUCGCAUGUCCCAUUACCAAACGUCUGCUAUCUCAGCUUCUCCCAGUGGCAGCAUGUCUUCUGUUACAGGAAACAGUGCAGGAGGUGUUAGUUCGUCUGUUGGUACUUCACAUGCAAAAACAAUGGAACGUAUUCUGGCACCACAUCACCAGCAGCCUCACUACAUGCAGACUCCUGGGGGUGGCAUGAUAAAGUGGGAUGACCAUGCAAGUCUUAAUGCUCGCUAUCACCAAAUAUCCCCCCAAUCAGCACAGUCAGUGAAGGUGCGGGGAGCUUCCACUGCCAGCAUGCCCAGUCCCCAGGAGGGGGAUGUUUUAGCUACAAUGGCUGCCUCAAAGAAUCACUCUCCCAGAACCCACUCCAAUUCUUCACAAUCUGCUGGUAUGUUGACUCCGUCAUUCAUGUCCCCAUCAUCAUCGCCACUUAUUCAUCACAAAGAUGGUGCUGCUCCAGGAACUCAGAAAUUACAGACCCCUUAUAUGGACAGCUUAGGAAAACCCAUUGCUCCUGGUGACAGUUCUUUGCGAGGAUCAGUGGCUGCAGCUGCUGCAGGUGGAUUGGUACCACAACGAAGACACACUGUCUCUGAUAUGGCUAACUAUUCAUCAGAACCUUCAAAGUUGCAGCAUGCAAGUAUGCGACCUCUGUCCGCCCCUGAUGCUGCAGUCAUCUCAGCUGCUACUGCUGUUGCCAUGCCAGCUACUAUGGUUGGCAGAAAACCUCGUGUGGAAGGAGAAAAUGUGCUUGAUCUAUCUGUGAAACGAAAGGCCAGUGAUGGACACUCUAUAGCAUCUGGCAGUGUUCCAGGAGUUGUUGCUCCUUCUUCAGCACCUCAGUCAGCCUCUAAUCAAGACUCACCUCUUGACCUCUCUAAAAAGAAGCCUGAAGAACAGUUUUUGAUGAUGAGCAGUGGUGGCAGUCGUGGUCGUGAAAUGGUCUCUCCUGGGAGUUCAUUUCACACUACCGCAGCUGCAGGAGGUGCAGGCAAAUCCGUACCUGCCAAUAUCUUGUUAAAACAUCUCGAAUACAGUGUUCAGAAAUAUUGCAGUAACAUUGGUGGCAGCAACCCUGGUGCUGGUGCUGGUGCUUCCUCACUUGGACCUAACAUGCACCAGGGUGAACGCAUCACUCCCCAGUCAACAGCAGGAGCACCACAGAGCAACCAUCUCCAACACCACCAUCAGCAACAGCAUGCACAGCCGCACUUGUUGACAGCACCACAGCACCAAACAGCACAUCCACCACCACCGCCACCACCCCCGCCACCACCACAACAGCAGCAGCACUACCAAACACAACAACAGCAUCAGGCUUACCAGAAGCAGGGACUGGCAGCCACACAGAUGAUGAUGCCCCAUCAACAGGCACGCGGUGCUGAGCUUGCCCUGCAUCCUACAUCACAAUAUGUCUCAAGCCGCAAGGACUUUCCCCAUGGCUACAUUACACCAGACAGCCACCAUAGACAAUCACAACAGAACUAUCCCAUAUUCCGGCAGCCUACACUUCCGGCUCUGCCUAAGCAUGGCCCACAUUUGCAGUCACAACAGCAGCCACAACCACAACAGCAACCACAACCACAACAACAACAACCACAGUCACAACCUGUUGUGCAGCCACAGGCCUAUCAACUGUCUCCAGUUACUGCACCAACUGCAACUACCCAGAAUGUCAGUGCCUAUCCCUCACAGAACAUGGAACCUGCUCAAAACAACCACAGAAGUUCCAAACCUGCUAACCCUGCAAGUGAAAAACUCGAUAACAAUUGCUCAAAAAAACACGAUAUCUCAAAACAUGAACCUGUUCAAAACCUGUUGGGCAACCAUGCUCCUGACGACGUUCUCUAUCUUAUAUGUAAAUUAUGCGGACAGACUUACGGUAGUCCAUACAGUUUUAGGAAGCAUUUCCGAAACCAGCAUGGCUUUGAACCCCGCCCACACCAUACGGUGGUUCAGUCCAUCUCUGCAACCAUUUCGUUGCUUAAGGGCAAGCCACCAGAAGCAAAUGCUAUGAUAAAAAAUGAAGAUGCUCUUCAAGCUAAAAGCAUCAGUAAUCCUGUCAGUGUUGCUGACAGUAGGGUCGACAUCAAAAAGAUCGAAGUGGAGGAUCAAAAGUUUGAUGUCGAUCUCUGUACUGUAACAAAUAGCUCUUCCUUUAAGAUCAACCCAGAGGAUGCUGCCUCCCAAAAUAGAAACCCACUGGAGAACCCAAUCUCCAGUCAGGAGGAAACCAAAUUUCUCGAAUGUCCUGAGUGUGGCAAGCAGUUUCAGCUCAAUGAUUUCGGAUCUUAUAAAAAGCAUUGCCGUUCACAUGAGCGGAAUAAACAUGGGGGUGGCAUCUCAGAGUAUGCAUUUGAAAUGUCAUCUCAAAUGUGGAAGCGUAACCUUUCUGCAGAUACAGAGGGAAGACAAUGCUCCUCUGUGCCCACUCCUGAAACAAUAUCAAAAGAACGAUGUCCAUCUGACUCUGGCUCAAGCAUCUCUGUUGACCGGGUCCUACGGCCAAGCUCUUAUAGUUUUGAUACUCCUAAAUCUGAAUUGUCAUCGCAGUCAUCAACUGCUGGCUCUCAGAAUGAUAAUAGUAAUGAUACAUGUAAAGAUUAUCCAUUGCUCUCAAUUCAUGACAUCAAACAAGAGAAUGAUCCUUAUGCUGGUCAGCUCAAUAGAACUAGUGAGUCUCAGUGGUCAAGGACUUGCAUAAAAACUGAAGCUAAAUGUGUUGACUCAAAGGAUGGUGAGCAGCCUCCGGUCAUUACUGAUGACCCUUGGUAUCCUUCAGAUGACUCUUGUGAUGAGAAUCGACUGAAAAUAGUAAUGUCCGAACUGGAUGAGGGCAGCAGUGUAUCUGUAAAAAAGGAAGACAAUCAGGACACUGAACUGACCAGUGAUAAAAAUUACUCCAACAACAUGGACUCUUCAGAAAGUUUCUGUGAUCAAUCUAAUACUUCUGAGCCUAGUAGCACCAAUGUGACACCUGGUGGUCAGCCAGGUGCUAGCUCUGCUAGUUCGCUGGCAGAUACCAACUCAAACUCAUCGUCAAAAAAACAGUCAGACAUUGCAACAAGUGAAUGUGAUAAACCUGAGGUUCAUAAUGAAGACGAUGAGACCUUUACUUAUCGACAUAAGAAAUUUCAGAAGUUUGGGAGCCAGUUUAAGCGAAAAGAUAGUAAUGCAGCUGACUCCCAGGACAAUGCUGUUGAUUCAAAGCACACAAUCAAACAAUUCUUUGAACAUCUGAUCUUGGGAUUUUUUUCUAAAAUUUCUCUCUCUCUCUCUCUCUCUCUCUCUCUCUCUCUCUCUCUCUCUCUCUCUCUCCUUAUUGUUGCUAACGCUUUCUCCUUUCCUCCUCCUCCUUCAUUUUUCAUUAUCUGCCCCUUGCUUUCCUCUCUAGAUGGGAAAACUCAGUUAGAAUUCCUCGUCUCAAUCAACAAAUUUACCUUUGUUUCAAACAUGCACAACUACCUUUUCCCAAAUACAUUCUUUCUUUCUUCUCUACAUUCUUACACUAUCUACGCACAAUGGGUGGUAAACGAAGCUUCUAUCUAUCUAAACCUGUUCAUUAUCUAUCUAUAUAUCUAUCUAUCUAUCUAUCUAUCUAUCUAUCUAAACAUGUUCAUAUCUAUCUAUCUAAACCUGUUCAUAUCUAUCUAUCUAUCUAAACCUGUUCCUAUCUAUCUAUCUAUCUAUCUAUCUAUCUAA